AUGGGUUGCUGUAACGCGGUGCGUGGGCUCAUCGCUGGGUCUGUGGUUGGGGCCCUGGUGGCUGUGUUAGGGGCGAUACUUAUGCCUGUGGGGGACAUGCUCAUCGAGUCCACGGUGACUAAGGAAGCUGUGAUUGAGCCAGGGACGACGGCCUAUGACAACUGGGCGUCUGCUGGUGCUCCUGUUUACAGGCAGUUUUGGCUGUACGAUGUAUUGAACCCAGAUGGAGUAGUGGAAUUUGGAGAUACGCCUAUGGUGAAAGAGAGAGGACCAUACACAUAUAAGACACGUUACCUGGCUAAAGAUAACAUCACAGCGCAUGAGAACCACACAGUGUCAUUCAUCCUGCCAGCGGGGGCCAUCUUUGAGCCCUCCAUGUCUGUGGGCCCAGAGGAGGAUGAGGUCACUGUCCUCAACCUGUUUGUGGCUGGUGCUUAUUCGCUAAUUCCUGAAAGCGCACACGGUAUUUUGAAUACCCUCAUAAUAGGCUCAAAUUCCUCACUCUUCCAGAGAAGGUCAGUCAAAGAAGUGUUAUGGGGUUACAGAGACCCCGUUUUGGGUCAACAAGUCGGUCUCUUUUACCCGUACAACGACACCUAUGAUGGGCCAUACAGCAUCUUCACGGGCAAGGAUGACAUCUCCAAAGUCUCACUAAUAGACAAGUGGCAGGAUCAAAGCACACUUUCAUUCUGGGACGACAAAUAUUGUAAUAUGAUCAACGGCACAGAUGCUUCAUCCUUCCCUCCUUUCCUGGAUAAGAAGACGCCUCUCUUUUUCUUCUCUUCGGACAUAUGCAGGUCUGUCAGCGCUGUGUACUCUGGAACUUUUGAUUUGAAGGGGAUUGAUGUGUACCGCUACAUGCUGCCCCCACAAACCCUGGCCGCUCCCACCCAGAACCCAGACAACAUGUGCUUCUGCCGGGACGCGCUGGUCACCAAGAACUGCACCAUGGCUGGGGUGCUGGACGUCAGCUCCUGCAGGGGCUUCCCGGUCUACAUCUCCCUACCUCAUUUCCUGCAUGGCAGUGCAUACCUGAGGCAAGCAGUGCUUGGUAUGGGCGCCAGUGAGGAGCACCACUCUACUUACCUGGAUGUGGAGCCGAUCACUGGUUUCACCCUGCGGUUUGCCAAGAGGCUCCAAGUUAACAUGAUGUAUGGACCCUCGACAAAAAUCACGGCACUGAAAAAUGUGAAAGACUACACUAUCUUCCCAGUGGCGUGGCUGAAUGAGACGGCUGCCUUGGACGAGGAAACGGCCGACAUGUUCAAGAAGGAGCUGGUGUCUCAAGUGGACCUGCUGGACAAUCUCCAGAUCGGACUGCUCUCCGUGGGCUCGGCUGUCUGCGUGCUCUGUGCGGUGGCCGCAUGCGUGGUCAGCAGGAACAAGAGCAAGAACACAAUAGCGUGAUGGAGAUCAACCAGAGAGAGAGACUGAUGAAGAGAAUGACUUCCGUCCACAGAAUGACUCUUUGAAAUGUCUGUCUGACACUCUGAGCCGUAUACAGUAUAUCUGUGAGCGCCACGACACAUUCAUAUUCGUGUAAUAUAUAAACUUAUUACACAGCCCUUCUUAAUGCUAUAGAAUGCUCCAUUCACUUGAAUGGGCCUUCCCAAUGUUCGGAGGUCUGAUCAUUUUUAUAUAACAGGAAAAUGGGUUUUGUGUAUUCUACAGCAUUAUGAAGAGCCAUACAAUAAGUGGGAUAAUGUAUGGAACGGUUCACCCUGUCGAGCCUUAUUUUCCUGAUAAUGACCUGCGUUCUAUACAUUAUCCCUUACUUAAAUGCAUUAGUGGAAAUAUUUGAAGGUCUAGGAA
Sardina pilchardus (European sardine) is the source of this 1812-nucleotide messenger RNA. It is a transcript of the gene cd36, whose product is annotated as CD36 molecule (thrombospondin receptor). The record is from RefSeq and is a predicted model, not a curated record. The transcript has 12 exons. Gene Ontology annotation, biological process: lipid storage; low-density lipoprotein particle clearance; amyloid-beta clearance by cellular catabolic process. The coding region runs from base 1 to 1407 and encodes 468 amino acids. Gene Ontology annotation, molecular function: low-density lipoprotein particle binding; scavenger receptor activity; low-density lipoprotein particle receptor activity. NCBI's taxonomy places the organism in Eukaryota, Metazoa, Chordata, Actinopteri, Clupeiformes, Clupeidae. Gene Ontology annotation, cellular component: cell surface; cytoplasm; plasma membrane.